UUGAAUGCUCUUGCGGACCCUCCAGGUGAUGUUCGCCAUGAGAGAGUUGUCGGGUCCCUUGACGCCGCUCAUCGGCAUGGUGACCUACUGCUCCUACUGCAACGAGCCUUUCUCCUUGGGGAUACUGCAGCUCCUCAAGACGCAGCUGGAGACGGCGCCGCCUCACGAGUUGAAGAACAUCUUUCACAUGCUGCAGGAGCUUCUGGUCGUGGAGGACCCUCUGCAGUCCCAGAGGCUCAAGUAUGCCUUUGAGUCAGAGAAAGGCCUGCUGGCUUUGAUGCACCAGAGCAACAACGUGGACAGCAGACGUUGCUACCAGUGUGUCAAGUUCUUGGUCACGUUGGCCCAGAAGUGUGCUCCAGCCAAGGAUUAUUUCAAGGACCUGUCUGGUCACUGGAGCUGGGCAGUGCAGUGGCUCCAGAAGAAGGCACGUUGAG
Hippocampus comes (tiger tail seahorse) is the source of this 437-nucleotide messenger RNA. RefSeq names its product ubiquitin carboxyl-terminal hydrolase 24-like. The transcript has 5 exons. NCBI's taxonomy places the organism in Eukaryota, Metazoa, Chordata, Actinopteri, Syngnathiformes, Syngnathidae. The coding region runs from base 5 to 436 and encodes 143 amino acids. The record is from RefSeq and is a predicted model, not a curated record.